AAAAACAACUACCGCCAGAUCUGAAUUUAGUUGCUCCAUGUACACGGGCCAAACCCAUCGAAAGGUACACCAUACGAGACUUGCACAACUGUGCCGUCAGCUGUGUGGAGUGGUCGAAAAAUGGUAUGAAGCUUUAUUCAGGCGAUCGGCAAGGCAUAAUAGUACUGACCGAAUUCGACUUUCAAGCUCACCUAAGCAAGUCAUCCGAGAUACUUGGCGAAACAUAUGAAAUUGUACAGCUUAGCGUCUGCCAGAGUUAUUUGCUGGUAUCGACACUUUACCGUUCGGUCGUCUGCCAACUCAAUAGCCUUACUGGUCAAUGGCAAGUGACUCAGGUCGGCAGAAAGGAUCGAAAAGUUUUAACCGAGAUCGGUGGUAUAUUCCUAAAGCAACAGUCCAGCCGCCCAAUUUUGAUUUGUGGUCGCCCAGGUUUGCGCUUUUGGAUUGCUGAUACGGAAGGGAAUGUGGAGAAAACAUUACUGUUUCGUGAGGCCGUAGCGCGAAGUCCUACUUGGGAAAUACCUAUACUUAAUCCGAAAGCAUUAUCGCAACAAUGUCUUGCUUCCAACGGCGGAAUCGGCGGGAGCGAUGAUGUAAACAGAAACUUUGGCACUCUAUAUUUAUAUGGAGGACAGGAUAUGCUGAUCGUGACGCACGAUGAGUCAACUUUGUACGUUUUGAAUUUGGAUCGACUGCGUGUUGAAGCGGUAGCCCGAGGUUUUCGAAAAAUUCUUGAUUUUUGUGUUUGUGGCAAGGAGAUUUUUAUUUUGGAAGGAUCGCGUUCAUUAUUGCGACUGGCGCCAUUGCCGGAAAAGCCGAGUAAAACUGCCAAAGUAAUUUUUAAUCCUUUGCUAUCGCCGGUUGAAUCGUUUGAACCGCCUGAGCGACCAGUGGGUAAAGCAGACGAGUGUUAUGAGUUGCCUCCAGUAGAGGCACUUAAUUUGAAUGUACCAAUUGAAUUAGCCGUAGAAUCACCGAGGGCGGAACAAAGUCGGCGUUUAGAAAUUUUCAAUCAAAUAUCUGAAAUGGAUUUCGAUCAAUCGAUAUUAUAUCACAGUUUAGGUGGACGAAAACAACGUGCACGGUGGCACAGUCGUGAUAGAGAUGAUAUUACUGGUACUUGGUCGGCGCCAAAAAAGUCAGAGGGUAUUGUAGAAAUCGGACGUGUUGUGGAACCGGAAACAGGAGUAGAUACGUCGAAUUUGGCCUUGACGGCUGUGGAAGUUAUGGAGGCGGAUCCGAAUGAUAAGCACGCAGCUAUGACAAAACCGACAUUAAUGGAUAGCAGUUUUUGCACAACUACUGUGGCUAAGGUUUUAGAAAAGGAUACACAAAGAAAUCCGCUAUCACUAAAACCGAAAAGUGGCAUUGCACUUAUGCCUAAACAAUCCAGCUUAGAUUCUACUUCACCAUCGCCAACACAUAUCCUUCCUGCUGCACCAGCUUCUACACCCACACCAACACCACUCAAAGAGCUUGCCCAAGCAUAUCCCAAACAAACAAAACUCGAAGACGCCGGCGUGCAAACAACUCCUCGCAAGAAGGUCUAUUACAUUGAAGAAGAGGACGUUGAGGGUAACAUCUACACUGGUCAGCCAGUAGAUGAUCUUUGUCAUGCAGCUUUGCAUGCGGCGACCCUAAUUGAUGAAUACGACAAAGAUAACGAAAGCGGCACAACGUCAAAACUGCCAGCGCGCACCACCCCAGCAGUACAAUUAAAAUUCAUUCCCACACAACCAGUUAACGAGGAAAUAAACAGUUUUUUACCAGAUUUUCGUCGAGCAUGCGAUCCAUGUUCUCCAAGGGUACAUCAAAAAACUCCGCCACCCUCGGCGGAAUCUAAUGGUAGUUCCAGUGAAUGGGAAUUCCUCGAUAAUUAAAAUACACUAUUUUUUAAUAUCACAUCAGUUCUUAGGUAAUUCGCUUCUUACGAGUGCUGUUUCAAUCGAACAUAAUUAUUGUAUGAAUGAUUUAAAAUCUUUGUCAAUUGUGAAAACAGUUAACUUUAAUUAGUUAACUAAACCACAUCUGUAUUAUAAUUGGUAUAUUAUAUAGCACUAUAAAAUUUUAUGUUAAAUCACAUUUUUAUUCCUUGUUGUAGCAUAUUGUAAUCGCUUUCUGUUUUAUUUUAUCUCAUGUUUUAAACAUCAAAAUAAUUAUGCAAUUAUUUGCAAUAACAGUAUAUGUAUGUAAAAAAGCUAUACCAAAUAAAAUGCAUGGUUUAUUGUAUUUUAUCGCUUAAAGGAUUUGUGUAAAAGUAUGCAGAAAAUCGAGUUUGUGUUUUUUUUAGUAACUUAUUUAUCCGCUUUUGCGUUAUAUAUAUAUAUUCAUAUAAACUAUAAGUCCGCUUGAGCCGACCGUGAACUUCAGAAACCGGAAGUGUAUUUAUAUAAGUUAUCCCAGAAGAUAAUUUAGGUAGGCCUUCUUAAGCAGAGCCUCUUAGCUACCCAAGAAGGGCUGCAAAAUGUGAUUUCUACGCGAAUGCAUAAAUUUAUGUUAUUUAGCAUUACAAAUGAAUUUCAAUAAACAGCUUAAGUUCCAA
Messenger RNA from Rhagoletis pomonella (apple maggot), 2542 nucleotides. RefSeq names its product WD repeat-containing protein CG11141-like. Gene Ontology annotation, molecular function: protein binding. Lineage: Eukaryota; Metazoa; Arthropoda; Insecta; Diptera; Tephritidae. The record is from RefSeq and is a predicted model, not a curated record.